Gasterosteus aculeatus aculeatus (three-spined stickleback) is the source of this 1404-nucleotide messenger RNA. NCBI's taxonomy places the organism in Eukaryota, Metazoa, Chordata, Actinopteri, Perciformes, Gasterosteidae. The record is from RefSeq and is a predicted model, not a curated record.
ACCGGAAGUCAGAGCGGAUGUACAUAUUAAGAUUCCCCGAAGAAGAAGUCGGAUAGAAGGCAUCAACACGCUGUCUUAUUUUUUGUUUUUCGUCACGUUAAUAACUGUAAUAAUUGUUUAGGGGAAAAUACAUUACUGUGCAGUUUUGACACCAUGCCCGUUAUCUGUGCUGCUAUAGGAUGCAACAAUAAGUUUGUGAAAGGCUCAGAAAUCCGAUUUUACAGGUUCCCUCUCAGCAAACCUCAACUCGCCAGCAAAUGGGUCCACAGCCUGGGGAUGAAGAACUUCAUCCCGACCGCCAACACCUGCCUCUGCUCGGAGCAUUUCAGGGCCGGCUGCUUCAGGGACUACAACGGAAAACAGUUCCUGAGGGAGGACGCCGUGCCCACCAUUUUCAGCCAGGGGCAGGACUCAUCGAAGAUUGAACUUCGCAAACGAGGGGUGAUCCCGAAGGAGGCGAGUGCGGUGAACCGGCGGGAACACAGGCGGACAGAGACAAAGCGCGAGAGGCCGUGUCUUUGGUCUGGUGUCUGCAGGCCGACCGCCGGGCCCAAGAGCAAAGUGUACGACAGCAAGGGCCGGCUGCUGUCCAACAACAAGGACAUGUGCGACUGCCUGGACGUGGACUGCAUGGGCUGCUUCUACCCCUGCACCGACUGCGGCUCGCGCAAGUGCGGCGUGGAGUGCCGCUGCGACAGGAAGUGGCUCUACGAGCAGGUGGAGGUGGAGGGCGGAGAGAUCAUCCGCAACAAGUUUGUCACCUAGCGAGCGGCGGCCCGCGUCGGGGGAGGGGGGGCGGGGGGGGAGUCUGGAAACUGGGCUGGCGGAUGGAAGAAUCUUCCAGAAGGGUCCGUGAUGCGAUACCAGGAUUUGGGAGGAUUCUGCCUGUGGUGGAAAUGCUUUGGGGUGUUUAGAUAUUUUAUUUCUCCGGUGGAAAAUGUUCAUCAUGUGCCAGAGUCUCGCUACUUUAUGAUGGUCCACGCCAAUAACCGUCUGCAGGUUGUUCGUGUCCAUGUAGACACACACACACACACACACACACACACACACUUUGAGUGUGGAGUUUUUUUGUCCUCUUUAAUGGUUUUAUUUUUGUACUUUAAUCAUCACCAGAAGUAAAAACUAUAUUAUUCAUAAUAAUUAAUAGAACACUGAAAUCAGGAUGGAAAGACUAUGUAGUUUGUAUUAAAAUGGAUUUAAUCUUGUGACAUGUAUGUAAAUGAAAAAAGGAGGUAAAUGUUCAAGAAUAAUCUUCAUUGAAUUAUAGCUGAGCUUCAUAUUUUUUUAUUUUUUGUGUAUUCAAUAAAACUGAAAAUAUGUGUAACUGUUGAGAAUGUUUCUAGUAGAUGAAGAUGAGCACAUUUUCAUGUUUGUAGCAUUAAACUUAAAGAUGUGUUUGUAGGA